This is a messenger RNA of Penaeus monodon (black tiger shrimp), 1000 nucleotides long. RefSeq names its product intraflagellar transport protein 22 homolog. Gene Ontology annotation, cellular component: endomembrane system. Lineage: Eukaryota; Metazoa; Arthropoda; Malacostraca; Decapoda; Penaeidae. Gene Ontology annotation, biological process: intracellular protein transport. The record is from RefSeq and is a predicted model, not a curated record. Gene Ontology annotation, molecular function: GTPase activity. The transcript has 4 exons. Bases 133 to 693 code for a protein of 186 amino acids.
UUGAAACUCUCCGCCUGUCGUCAGCAGAGAUCUCUCGAAAUACGGGGGAAAAACAAGUAAUAGUGAAACAAGUGUUGUAAUUGGUGAAGAGAAGGAAACUAUAACAUAUUCGGAACAACCACGUGAGACACCAUGUCGAAUAAGGUGAAAAUAGUGAUGGUUGGUCCACCCGAGUGUGGGAAAACAACACUCACCAACUUUCUAAGUGAGGCUGGAGAAGUGGGAAGUGGGGAGUACAGACCCACCAAAGGCUGCAGGAUUCUGGAAUUCGAAGUGCCCAAUGUAACCUACAACAAUACUGCAGCCAGUGUUGAGGUUGAACUGUGGGAUGUCAGUGGAGAUAGGACCUAUGAGACGUGUUGGCCUGUCAUUCAGCAAGGGGCACAGGGCAUUAUCUUUGUUUACAGCCCAGGGCGAGAGGAACAUGCACGAGUCCUUGAUAACUUGUACACGCACUUUGCUGAACAACAGGCUGUAAGUGAAGCUCAGUGUGUCGUGUUCUGCCACUACAAACCAGGAGCCAGAGGGAAAGGGGCAAAACUUUCAACUCCCUUCAACAAAAUCUCCAAAAUCGACACGCACUUGGAUGAUGAUAGUGGAAGUGUGAAGAGGGAUUUUAAUGACUUCAUUGCAUCUGUCAUGGGUCACAUGUCUGAUGUUGUUGAGCGUCAAGAGAACUUUAUAUUGCAGUGAACCUCAGUGAAUUCAUGCAAUGAUAUAAAGAUGUUAUUAGCUCACAUGUACUUGUCAAUGUGCAGUGAGCUUACACCCAAGCAUAGACAAAAAAUUACACAUGAAGAUAUACACAUGAAGCCAGAUUUGAACUUCAAAACUUAAUGUGUGCACUGACAUUUUUUGUGAUACCCUUACUGUUAUUUAUGUACUUGCAAAAAAGAUUAAAUGCAAUGAUGUUUCUGGGCAACUCAGUUUCUCUAUACUUAAUGCCUUCUAGUCACGUAAUAUAUAUUUAUGCCGUCCAUAAUAAAGUAUAUAUUAAGAA